Molecule: messenger RNA, 2568 nt
Organism: Schistocerca nitens (vagrant locust)
Lineage: Eukaryota; Metazoa; Arthropoda; Insecta; Orthoptera; Acrididae
Exons: 12
Coding region: 1-2568 (855 amino acids)
Cellular component (GO): extracellular region
Source: RefSeq, a predicted model, not a curated record
AUGAGACCUCACGCGUCGACGUUUGCAGUGCUGGUGGUGCUGCUGGUCGUGGAUGGUGACGCUGACCACAAGUCAAGCCACGUCCCGAGGCACGGCGGUCAUGUCAGAGCUGCUCACUGGACCGGCAAGAUCUCCCCAGUGACGAGGGGCAAGAGCACUUGCGAAGAGCCGCUACUGGUCACUAUCAAGGCCACCAAAUGGAUCGAAUUCGACUUUGGAGACGAUGGGACGCUGGAGAAGGAAAUGAUAGCCAAGGGACUCUACGAUCCUAGAAUGGUCGGCGAGUAUGACUUGACAAUGGAUAAUCACCAGCGUAACCGCAUGUUUGUCACGACGCCUCUUGCCCGUCGCGGCAUCCCGGUGACGCUGAGCACCAUCCCCUAUGACGGAGAGCAGAGUCCGCUCCUGAAGCCCUACCCCAACCUGGAAAUCCACCACACCACGGAGGACUCCAUCACCGACUGCAACACCCAGCUGGUGGACGUCAUCAGAAUAACGAAAACAUGGGCUGAUGAUGAUACUCUGUACGCCCUCGACACCGGUGUUUUGGAUCUGACAACGAAGCCCAAAAACGUGUGUCCACCCAAAAUUGUCAUUUUCGACCUACGGACUGAUGAGGUCAUCAAUUCCAUAGCAAUUCACAACGCAGCCUGCAACUCAUUGUACACCUAUUUGUGGGUGGACGCAUGUCCAGAAGACAGCUUGACGGCCUACAGCUCUGACACGAGAGGCAACUUACUGUCGGUGACGGACCUCGCCACUGGAGCCUCCAAACACCUGCAGAGCCAGUACUUCCACCCCAAGCCCGGCUUCUUCUUCCCGAAGGCGGGAGGUCCUGCCUACUACAUGCCGGACGGCAUCAAUGGAGCGACGGCCGACGAGAGCUGCGAUGGGAAACUCUACUUCCAGGCGUUCGCCAGCAACAUCCAGGGCGUUGUCGACAAGCAGGUCAUCCGAGAUGCACGCGACGGGGAUGUUUUGGACAUCAAGACGCAGGUUGAUCUGCCAGGAGAAUUACCUGGGCAGAGUGGAGUAAUGGCAGUGGAUCCGAAGGGGCAGUUGCUAUUCUUCCCUGUGCUGGAUGAACUGGCCAUCUACUGUUGGAACACAAGCAAGCCUCACGACCGCAAGAACUUCCGCUUGGUCGUUGAAGAUGAUGAACAUCUACUUUUCAAAACAUGGGCUGAUGAUGAUACGCUAUACGCCCUCGAUAACGGUGCUUUGGACCUGACAACGAGUCCCAAAAAUGUGUGUCCACCAAAAAUUGUCAUCUUCGACCUGAGGACUGAUGAGGUCAUCAACUCCAUAGUCAUCCAGAACACAGCCUGCAACGCAUUGUACACUUAUUUGUGGGUGGACGCGUGCCCGGAUGGUUGCCUGACGGCCUACAGCUCCGACACCAGAGGCAACGUACUGUCGGUGACGGACCUCUCCACUGGAGCCUCCAAACACCUGCAGAGCCAGUACUUCCACCCCAAGCCCGGCUUCUUCUUCACUAAGGCGGGAGGUCCAGCCUACUACAUGCCGGACGGCAUCAAUGGAGCGACGGCCGAUGAGAGCUGCGAUGGCAAACUCUACUUCCAGGCGUUCGCCAGCAACAUCCAGGGCGUUGUCGACAAGCAGGUCAUCCGAGAUGCAUGCGACGGGGAUAUUUUGGACAUCAAGACGCAGGUUGAUCUGCCAGGAGAAAUAUCUGGGCCGAGCGGAGUAAUAGCGGUGGAUCCGAAGGGACAGUUGCUAUUCUUCCCUGUGCUAGAUGAACUGGCCAUCUACUGCUGGAAUACGAGCAAGCCUCACGACCAAAAGAACUUCCGAUUGAUCAUUAAAGACGAUGAAAAUCUACAGUUUGUCAGCAGCAUCAACAUAGACCAUGAAAAACAAGGACUAUAUAUAAUGAGCGAUCGAUUAACAUCCUAUCUAUCAAAUACCACCAACUGCUCUGAUGACAACUUCCAGAUUUUGUAUAUUGACAUCAAGAAUAUAGAAUGUGUGCUAAAAAUCAGAGGAGCGUGUGUCAAGAUGGUUCUUUCGACUCUUGAAAGGAGCCUCCCAGAAGAAAGGCUGUGGAUCAAAGGAAGUCGUCUUGGAUACCGAAGGACGUCAACAGACAGUGAAGGUGAUCUGCCAGGAGAAUUGCCUGGGCAGGGUGGAGCAAUGACAGUGGAUCCGAAGGGGCAGUUGCUAUUCUUCCCCGUGUUAGAUGAACUGGCCAUCUACUGCUGGAAUACGAGCAAGCCUCACGACCCAAGGAACUUCCGCAUGAUAUUUCAAGACGAUGAACGUCUACAAUUUGUCAGCAGCAUCAAAAUAGAUCCCAAUACACAAGGAUUGUCAAAACUUCUAAUAUUUUUCUUACUCAGAAUAGCAGGUGUACUACUACAUGGUGGUGCGAGCUGGGAAAGUGAUUUUAUUCGGCUAAAAGACACCAAAGUUACUGGAGGCCUACCUGUUGAUGGGUCUGUGAACAAGAACAUUGAUGAAUAUAGCUCUCGAUUUGACGUGUUCUUCAUUGAGUCUGGAAUAUGCUUCCUGUUUGACUGGAGAGUUCCUACUGUAGUAACUUUGUAG